UACAAAUUGUGCAGCACUAGCAAGAAGCAGUUUAGUUACGUUUACUCCGUAGAAGCGCGAUACAAAACAGUCACUAAAAGGGUGAAAAGGGAACGUUCUAGGCCCAGAAAGUAUACGAAAAUACUGACUUAGUCCUGGCGCAGCAUCGGUGACCAAAAGUGCGGCUCUUCACGGUGAAAAGUUUCCGCAAAAUCGGCAUUUCUGAAAGUUGCGCGUUCACGGUAUGCGAAGCGUGGCGUGUGUGUCGAGUUGAGUUACCUGUAAUUGUGUGCGCCUGCGAGAGUGGAAGUGGAGUAAACCUCGCCACCGUUUCGAAGUUUUGGAAAGAUAUAGGAAUUACCGCCCAUCGUUUAUUCUGAACAAUGUCGGAGGCAACUGUGGCCCAAAAGCCGGAGGCGGUGGAAGAUGUGGAUGCGGUGACGGGGGACGAGAAGAAGACUCCCAAACGCACUCCCAAACGACGCUCUUUCAUUGAGCGGGCGCAGAAGGAAAGCGAGGAGCUUGUGCGAACAAUGGGCGGAAGCCUGGAGCUGGCGGGCGGGCGGCGGACGCGGUCUAGCACUCGAGGAACGCCGACGCGAGCCGCCGAGGCGGUGACGCCGCCACCCAGCAAAAAGGCGCGCACAUCGCCGGCAUCUGCCACCAAGGCCAGUGCAGGAAAAGGACGUGGAGCCCGUAAGCUAGACGUAUGCGCUGAUGAGCCCGAGCCUGAGCUGGAGAAGGAGAAGGUACAGACCUCGGUCAAGGGAAAGGGAGCUGUCAAGAAGGACAAGAAAGAGGUCAAGAAGCAGGAGAAAGCAACUGAGAAAGAUGCGCCGGAGAAGGCGAAGGAAGAUGUAGCUGAGGCUAAAGAGGAAGACGCUAGUCCCGCCGAGGUCGAGGACCAACCGGAUGGUGUGGAGAAUCUUCCUCCAGUGGCGGAAGAGAAGCAGAACCAUGUCGAUGAAGUCAAGCCAAUAUCAGAAGAACCUGAGAAGUCAAGCGAAGAGGUGCCAAAAGCUGAAGAGCCCCUUAAGUCGAGCGGGGAAACUUCGGAGAAUGGAGCCGCUACAGAGACUGCCGCUGCACCUGAAGAACCUGCUUCUGUUAUGGAUGUGGACGAAGAUGAGACGCUCGUCGAAAGCACACCAUCCGCAAAUAAAGAAAAGGCAUCAGCUGAAGAAAAAGAACCAGAACAGAAGUCAGAGGAAGACGCAGCAGCAGUUGUGGAGUCUAAGGAGCAAAAUGAGCCUGCCAAGGAACCCACACCAGAACCUAUGGAAGUGGACGCGAGUUCGAAGGGCAGUUCGGACACCGCUCAAGUAGACACACCAGCCACCGAAAACGUUUCCACCGCUUCAGAAACAGAAGCAGCAGCAAAGACAACGGAGUCUAGCAAUGAUGUGGUGGAAGUUGCCACAGAGGUCAAAGAAACUGUUUUAGAAGUGCCCGAUGCCGAGCCCAAGGAAGCCGAAAGCACUGUAGAGUCCGCGGAAGAGCUUACGGAAACCAACACCGCAGUGGUGACUGAGCCCAAGGAAGCCGCCAGCAGCGAAGAGCCUAGCAAGGCUGUGGACUCUGCGGAACCCAAGGAGGCGGAGAACAAUGAUGAGAGUGCCACGCCCGUUCCUGUUGAGGUUUCUACCGCCCCCGCCUCCAAUGAUGUCAGCAAGCCCUUGGAAACCGAUGCCACCUUGGUUAAGACUGCCGACAGUCCUGCAAAGGAACCACAGGAAAUCAGCGAGGUCAAGAAGGCCGAAAUUAAUGUAAAUGGUGAGCCCAAGAUCGUCAACAGUUCCGCCGAGGUGGGCGAGAAUGCUGCGCCCAAAGUGUGUAACUAAACCAAUCCCACCGAUGGACAAUCAACAACUUUAAUGCGUUGCAGAUGUGUACAAAAGCGUCUUCAGCUCGCCCGCCGAGUUGGUCUGAUGUUGCCAACUACAUGCAAACAUUUAAGAGUUCCCCCAAACAAAACUACAAUUUUCUUUUUUAAUUGAUCAUUUGAUUUCGUACUCCGAAAUCCCUUCACUUUGAUGAUAGUUCGCGUCCUCCAGUAUUUGGUUGACGCGAGGGACGCCAUAGGCUGCAAUCGAUGCUGGACUUUCAAUGCUGCAGUGUAUGCGUCAGCUGGACAGACAAGAAAAACAAUUAGGCAGUAGUACCAGCCCUAAAACCCUCCCACCCACUCCCCCCGAAAUGCACAGACAGAUUGUAAAAUGCAUCUUAAUAUAAUAUGUAUGUGGAUAAUUAAUCAAAUUGGAAUCAAACAAAUUAUACAUUAACGGAAAUGUAUGUAAAAUAGAUGUUUUUAAAUUGUAAGCCAUUAAUAUCCUUAAUUAUAAAACCAAUUGGACAACACUCAAAAAAUAAGCAAACGGAUCGCGGACAUAUUUAAACUAUUGUAACGCAAUACUAAUGGUCUGCGGCUUUAAGAUACGUCUAUGCAUAACUUUCACCCUCUUUGGACAUUUUUUAAGUAUUUCAAGCCCGUUUCGUUUGAAGCAUUUAAGUUUUUUUAAAGAUCCGAAUGAGCUCAUUGGAAACUGUUGUGUUAGGCAAAGGUCUCUUCCUCUCCUAACUUAAUUCGUAAAUACAGGCUAGAGUACGAGGAAACUUUUUCAAUGAAAAAAGAGAAACACAAAUUCUAAUAGUAAUACUAAUGAUAAAUAAUAUGUACACACAGCAAAAGCGUAAAUUAGUUUUGGAAGCCGUUGCAACUGAAAUGAUCAGUCAGACCGUUUUUGUAUGUAGCAUAUCUUCUGUAUAAGGCAUUCUUCAUUUGAAUAUUCUUUUGUAAAUAAAUCUUAAAUAUAUACAAGAGAAA
Drosophila sechellia is the source of this 2803-nucleotide messenger RNA. Its product is annotated as neurofilament heavy polypeptide. Lineage: Eukaryota; Metazoa; Arthropoda; Insecta; Diptera; Drosophilidae. The record is from RefSeq and is a predicted model, not a curated record. The transcript has 4 exons. The coding region runs from base 363 to 1820 and encodes 485 amino acids.